This is a messenger RNA of Betta splendens (Siamese fighting fish), 2317 nucleotides long. RefSeq names its product amine sulfotransferase-like. NCBI's taxonomy places the organism in Eukaryota, Metazoa, Chordata, Actinopteri, Anabantiformes, Osphronemidae. The coding region runs from base 1 to 795 and encodes 264 amino acids. Gene Ontology annotation, molecular function: sulfotransferase activity. Gene Ontology annotation, biological process: sulfation. The record is from RefSeq and is a predicted model, not a curated record. Gene Ontology annotation, cellular component: cytoplasm. The transcript has 5 exons.
AUGGAGCAAAUCAAUGAAUAUAUCUGCAGGUACAAAAACUACAAUUUCGCAACUGGCUUAACAACAGCAGAGUACAUAGACUCACUACAGAAUUUUCAAAUAAGGGACAAUGACAUAUUCCUUGUCACUUAUCCAAAGUCAGGCACAAUAUGGACUCAGCAGAUCAUCAUCUCCAUCUGUGAGGUGAGUGGGGGUCUGAAAGAAUAUCCCAACAACUUGGAGCAGAUGCCGUGGCUGGAGUACACGGAGCGUCGCCCAGACUAUACUUUACGUCCUUCUCCAAGACUUUUUGCCUCUCACCUCAGCACGGCUCUCAUGCCUCCAGGGCUGAAGGACAAGAAGGAAAAGGUUUAUCAUGUACUGUAUGUGAUGCGUAACCCUAAGGACAACGCUGUCUCUUAUUACCACUUCAGCAAAACCUUUUCAGGCCUGGAGCUUCCGAAGAGCUUUGAGGCCUUUUUGGAGCAGUACCUGAGUGGCAAUGUUGCAGGAUCUUCCUGGUUCGAUCACGUCAAGGACUGGCAUUCAAAGAAAGACCAGUACAACAUCCUCUUCCUGACAUAUGAGGACAUGAUCUUGGACCUGAAGGCAGCUGUAACCAAGAUCUGCAGCUUCUUGGGGAAGAACCUCAGUGAAGAAGCCAUUGAGCAAGUCGUAGAAAAAUGCACCUUCAAGACAAUGAAGAAAGAUCCAAAAGCCAACUACAAGUUUCUGCCACAAGAAAAGAUGAGUGGCGAUUUCCUCUUCCUGAUUGAUGCAUUAUUUCAUUCAUUAUUGCAUUUAUUAUAUUCUUAAUUUUAUAUCGUGCAAGCCAGUUUCUCCUCAUAUUAGGGCUGGAAAUGCGCACAGUGAUUUUACUUGUGGAAAUUUUGAAAAAAUGUAGAGGAAUUACAUUUAUACCACAGAUCAGUGGACAGAUAUUGAUUCCUAUUUCAUGUUAUUAUGUAUUUAUAUUAUGGUAUUUUGUCAGGCGAGGUGAGGCCCUGCCUCCCCUGACCGCAUGUCACUGCCAAGAUCAGCCUCUCUCUCCCAGUGCUCUACUCCACUAAGGCAUUCUGCUACUUGGACCAUGUCUCUACCAGACCAAAACAGCCAAAUGACAAUGUUCACAUUCACUAACAGCAAGGCAACACAGACCCGACUGUUAUGUUGUUAUAUACUGUUAUAACAAUUACAUUUAGAUUUAACAUUUAGAUUUAACAUUUAACAUUUAGAUUUAACAUUUAAAAUUUAGAUUUACAUUUAACAUUUACAUUUAACAUUUAGAUUUAUCAUUUAACAUUUACAUUUAUAUUUAACAUUUACAUUUAGACUUUUGCACAUUUAACUAACUAUGAGAAACAUGUUGUGUCAUUUAGUUAAAUGUUAGAAAACUAGUUAUAGGUGCUCCUUUUACAUUCGGCACCCCAUAGUAACGUGCCUGACUGAGACUGCCUGAUCCUUAUAUGUAUUUCUGCCGCGCUUACCUGUUGACAACCUUGCCUGUUUUGGACCUGACUCUGCCUGCUCCCUUUUGUACUGUCGCUGAGCCUCCUCGUGUAUGACUCUGCCUGAAUUAACCACGAUUGUAUCAAUAAAUCCUGUCUCCAUUCAACCUGCAACCUUGUCUGACGCUGUGCAUGUGGGUCCGCCACCACCGAACGUUGCUGACAGUUUUAUUUAAUCCAUCCUAAAUAUGUGUGAUGUCACUCUGCUGGUUGAUGGGUUGAGUUUUAGCGUUUGGGGGGGUGCAACCAGCUGCUGGACCAAGUAAAUCAGUUUAACAAACAAACAAUAAAUAAAUUGGGAUGUACCAUAGGCUGGCACAUUCAUAACUAAACAAGUGCUGUACUGUGGUUUACUUUUGAAAUUACAGUAAUAUUAAUACCAAUAAUAGUGUUAAGGUGUGUGCAUACACUUAUGCAAACAUAUACAUUUAUCAUAUACAUACACAUAUACAGUACAUGGUUAUACAUAAUCUCAUUGUUCAUGUUAUGAACAUGUCUGAUAGCCUAGAAGACAAUUUAAUGCCCAAGUAUUUAAUGUUCCCCAAAUGGAGUGUGGUAGAAGAUAUGUUAUUCACCUUAAAGUUAACUGGUGGCACUAUAGAUUUUGUCCAGUUAAUAGAGUAUUCUAAAAGUCCUGAGAAUUCAUCAAUGAGGCUGAUUGUUCUUGUCAUGUCUUAAUAAACAAUUUAUUCUGUAUGACCUAUGAUUGUACAUAUGGGUCUAUUCCGUUAGUUUUGUGGGAAAUUUUGUGUUGUCAUGAAGUGCUGUGCCUCUGGCUGAUGGUUGUUCCUGGGGUGUCAACAAGCACAUCAAUAAAGAUUUAAACCAUC